Haliotis rubra (blacklip abalone) is the source of this 2203-nucleotide messenger RNA. RefSeq names its product PSME3-interacting protein-like. Gene Ontology annotation, cellular component: nucleus. The transcript is spliced from 7 exons. Bases 101 to 856 code for a protein of 251 amino acids. The record is from RefSeq and is a predicted model, not a curated record. Lineage: Eukaryota; Metazoa; Mollusca; Gastropoda; Lepetellida; Haliotidae.
UUUUUCGAAACUGGAACGGCGCGAAAUGUACUUCCUGUUGUAAACACGACAGCGUUUUAAGGAUUGUUUGGAACGACUGUUCACCGGAACUACAUCAACAAUGAGCUUUGGCGGACAGAGUACAUCGUCUGGCUUUGCUCUAAAGUCAUUUGUCACAGAGGAUGAAGUGGAGGAGAAAAAACGUAUUCGACAAGAGCAGUGGGAGAAAGUUCGCAAAGCUGAUGAUCCCUUAGAAUGUCCAGAGGAAGACACAAGGUCACUGUUCGACAAACUCCAAGAACAAAAGGACAAGAAACAGCAAGAGUAUGAAGAACAGUUUAAAUUCAGUAAUGCUGUGAAGGGGCUGGAGGACGAUGAAGCAGAGUUCCUUGAUGAAGUGUCUCGGCGUCAGAUGCAGAUUGAGAAAGAGAGGCUAAAUGAAGAGACCUCGAUAUUCAGGGAGAUGAGAGAUGCAAAUGUGGCCAAAGUCGCAGAGAAGGCUUCAACAAAAGAUGGAGAGAAGUCCACAGGAGCAGCAGCAGCAGCAAAGUCUGCACCGAUGUCCUCCAGCAGAAAGUCACAACAGUCCUUGUUGUUGGGAGCUGUGAAGAGGAAAAGUGCUGACACUCCAGAUGACAGUAAGAAACAGAGAGUAGAAGAUGCAGACAGUUCCACAGUGGACAGUUCUACAGAAGAACAGCCUCUACCAAGACGAGUGAAUGGUGUAGCCAGGGUCAUUGGCAUAUUGCCUGGAAUUGGCAACUACUCUGAUGACAGUACUGACUCUAACUCCUCAAAUAGUGACUCUGAUCUCGAUGAGUUCAUGACAAGGCCCAAAGUGAAGAGAAUCGUUAUCCAGUCAAAGGAGGGAUGUUAGCUUGGUCUUCCACAAGAUGCUGCAUCAACAUCUUCCAACAUCAGUUCCAGGACAAGACUGUACAAAGUGUCACCAUGGGUGAAAGAACUGUUGAUUUUAGUUACACAGAGAUUUCAAGGAGCAAUGUAAACAGUAGCAUCAAAUUAGCAUAUAAUGCACUGGUAUCUGAAAUAAAACCAUGUUUGUUAAGGGAACCUGUUGAAACAUACUACCCCACGCUCCGAGAGGGAUAUUCUGGAUAUCCAGGUUGGACUUCAUUUUAUUGCUUGCCUAGGAGAUGACGUCAAACAAUAGUAUGCCAUAUGGCUACGUAACUGGAGUAUGUUCACCUUCCUUUAGAGUUAAUCAGGGCAAGUACAAAAAUCAUGUACAGCAACAUAACAACAUGAAUUCGCCCAGUAUCCUUCUCAAAUGUUGAGUAGUAUAUUAGAGUGACCUGGUUAUGUUUACUUGGUUAUGGACAGCUCUAAUAACGUCAAAUAUCAGUAACAAAAUAAAUAUGUUUUAUUCGACAGAGGAAAACUAGCCCAAAGUCUACUUACAAUAUCAUUUUUAACAUUAAGCAUGUAACUCAAGGGUCCUUGACUUGUUUAGAGUUAAAGGUUCAGUGGAUCCCUAGGUUCAGAUUCUACACCAGAACAUUGCAGUGAGUCAACUACAAGAGCAAUGAUUCUCAAGCAAGACUUAAACAUAUUCACAUAAAGUACAAAUAUCAAUACACGUAUCUUGGUUUUCAAUUAUAUUUUCUCCUUACCUACCAAACAGGGUGUUCCUCAUAUAAAUCUAUUUAUCUACAACUAAAAAUGCCUUAUUGGUUUUUUAAAAUAGUUUUCCAUACCUUCAAAUUAGAGUGAUUUACAAGAGUUUUGGUCAGGUGUUACACAAACUGUCAGUAAGAUGUGAUAUACAAAAUUCUUGCCCUGGGUAUAGUUGUAAUAAGUGCCUAUGUAAUUGAUAUUGUCACUCUGUAAUUAGUUAGACUUAUCUGCAAGAAAACGCUGUUAAUUUUGAUUUCCAAACAAGAUGGUUUAUUACCUGACUUAAGACAUAAGAGGACUGCAACUGAACCUAGACCUCCUCCAACACCACAUAAUAUUAAUCAUAUUACCUGUAGCGAACUACAUGUAUGUUCAUGGCCUUAUAGCCUGACAUUGAAUAUAAUGUUAUUUAGUGGAACACUUUAAAUGGUGACUGGAUGUGCCAGUGUUUGUUCAUGCUGUUCAUUUUAAUUGUACAGGUGUAUUAUCAUUGCUACCAUCUUCAUUCAAUUUAACCUGUGUUGAUAUUCAACUUAUUUUGUUGAAGUUGCAAAUCAUUAAAUAUUCUGAAAUAAAGCAUAUUAUUAUA